Molecule: messenger RNA, 911 nt
Organism: Malus domestica (apple)
Lineage: Eukaryota; Viridiplantae; Streptophyta; Magnoliopsida; Rosales; Rosaceae
Biological process (GO): DNA repair; regulation of sister chromatid segregation; maintenance of rDNA
Cellular component (GO): nuclear speck; cytosol
Source: RefSeq, a predicted model, not a curated record
UAUAGCAAUCUCACCGUCUCCAUUACUUUGAACGACACCGUUAUUGCCUUUAUUAUCGGAAACUGAAAAUGCGACAAUUUCACUCUGGCUCUCCAUUCUCAAACAAUUUGAAUUUGCCUCUCAUUUUUCCCUAAGACGGUCCAAAACGCACUAGCAGAAGUCAGACGAGGUUGCGUUUAGUAGAGAGAGAGAGAGAGAGAGAGAGAGAGAGAGAGAGAGAGAGAGAGAGGAGAGAGAGAUGGACUACAACCUAGCAGCACUGAAGCUGCUGUGCGUCCAACUGAAAGACGCGACCGAAGACACCAAGAACGCCAUGGAACUCCACGGCAUCGCCUUCCAACGCGCCUGGUUGCAGGGCAUUCUGGUCCAUGUCUUCGACGACGGAGAGCGCUUGCUCCUCGACGACGGCACCGGAGUCAUCGAGCUCUCCCUCAGACCCGAAUUGCGCCAUUGUACUUGGAAAAUCGGAAUGUAUGUAAUGACUGUUGGACGGUACACGCUCCGUAAGAAUGAGCCGCCAAUGAUUCAGGUACACAAGAUGGUUGAUCUUUCGGAUUCCCAUGAUCGAGAGGCAAUGUGGUACCUCGAAGUUAUGGAGGCAUACAAUCUUUUCUAUCGGCGCUUAAUGGAAGGGUGAGAGAGAGAGAGAGAGAGAGAGAGAGAGAGAGAGAGAGAGAGAUGGAAACCGAACUAUGUACAACAUUUUCCUUGAAGCAACUCCUACCAGUUGUGCUCGACAUUUGAAAAUCCCUUGCUUACCUGCAUCAAAAGUAAGAACGUUUGAAAACGUAUGAAAGCGCACAUGUAUUAUGUCAAGCUUGCUCAAGUUACUAGUACAUGGAAUUUGUAAGCUUUAUUAUUGUAUCAAACAUAAUCAGCAGCCAUACACCAAUGUACUUGCAUGAUUCUUU